Corylus avellana is the source of this 501-nucleotide messenger RNA. The record is from RefSeq and is a predicted model, not a curated record. NCBI's taxonomy places the organism in Eukaryota, Viridiplantae, Streptophyta, Magnoliopsida, Fagales, Betulaceae.
AUGGAGGGAAAUCGUGUGAUUUGUCAAAGUGAAUCUGCAAAAGUGCAGAGUCCGAAUGUGGAGAAACAUUUUUUGUGGAAGGCCUGUAAGGAGAUUCUCCCCACCAAGGCCAACCUGAGAAAGAGGCAUGUUCUUCAUGACAAGUUGUGCCCGAUAUGUGGACUACACGCAAAAACUAGAUAUCACAUCCGAUGGGAUUGUCCCUCGGCACGGGCUGUAUGGGGAGCAAGCUUAAAAAAAUUUCAAAAACUGGAACUAGAUGCCCCAACCUUCAGGCAGGUGGCGGAACUGGUGGCCAAGAGGUCUGAUGGUGAGGAGUUUGAUUUCUUUGCUUGGAUUGCACGACGCAUUUGGUUGCGGCAAAAUGAGUUCAUGCAUGAUGGCAAAUUUACCCAACCAAGCGCCUUGGUACAGCAGGCUAUGAAGGCCCACACUAAAUAUAUUGCCGCUAACUCCCAAACCCAAUUUCAUAACCAAGAUGUAGCUGAGGUUACUAGCUGA